Patella vulgata (common limpet) is the source of this 1913-nucleotide messenger RNA. RefSeq names its product cytochrome P450 2J4. The record is from RefSeq and is a predicted model, not a curated record. Gene Ontology annotation, molecular function: oxidoreductase activity, acting on paired donors, with incorporation or reduction of molecular oxygen, reduced flavin or flavoprotein as one donor, and incorporation of one atom of oxygen; heme binding; iron ion binding. The transcript has 4 exons. The coding region runs from base 207 to 1760 and encodes 517 amino acids. Lineage: Eukaryota; Metazoa; Mollusca; Gastropoda; Patellidae. Gene Ontology annotation, cellular component: cytoplasm; intracellular membrane-bounded organelle. Gene Ontology annotation, biological process: xenobiotic metabolic process.
ACCCAUUAAUGUUACAAGACCCCUCCUGGUUAAAUCAUUAUGGUAACGAAAUAUACAAUUUGUGAUAUAUUAUUACGGUACUUCUAACUAAAGUACGGUGUUAGUGUGGGUUUAACUGAAACUAGAAUAUCGCGCUUUAGUUAAAACUAGGUACCGACCGCUCAGUUGUGUUGUUAUAAAGUCAUCGUUCGUUAGUGUUCAAUAACAUGGCCGGAAUUCUAACAAAACUGCAUGACGUGUUUCAAAACAUUACCCUAGACGAUAUUAAUGAGUUUUGUAAGGAUAAUCUCAGUGUAACAACUUGUUUAGUAUUUGGCGUUUGUGUUGGAAUAUGGUGGCUGAUGCGAAAACCCCGAGGGAUCCCCCCGGGUCCAAAAUUUACGUUACCAGUACUAGGAGAUCUGUUGUCCCUGGAAGGAGGAGACGGUGAUGUGAGAAUAGCUAUAAGACAACUCAGGAAGAAACAUGGAGACAUAUUUAGCGUUUAUUUUGGACCGACACUAUACAUAUUCAUCAAUGGUUAUGAUUUGAUUAGAGAUGCUUUGGUGAAAAGGGCCGACGUGUUUAGUAACAGACCAUAUUUGUUUAUGAACGAUUUUAUCAACAAGAAAAAAGGGAUUGGCCAUGCCUCGGGUCAACUAUGGAAAGAUCAACGAAAAUUUGCUAUAGAAACUUUAAGAGAAUUUGGUUUUGGAAAAUCGAUACUUGAAGACAAAAUAAAUGAAGAAAUCGGAUAUUAUGUUGAAAUUAUUGGAAACCAAAAGGGUAAACAAUUUAACAUGUGUCGCUUAACCCAAGCCUCCGUAUCCAACGUGAUUUCAUCUUUAGUUUUUGGACAAAGAUUUGAGUAUGAGGAUCCAAUAUUUAAAGAAUUUCUGGAGACGCUGGAACAGAAUUUCGCAGCGGUUGGUUCCACGUCUAUGUUGAAUUCCCUACCAUUUCUUCGAUUCCUACCUGGUGAUUUGUUCAAGUUUAAGAGAACUAUUCGUAAUGUUGCGACCGUUGAGAAAAAAUUGAUUGAAUCAUCUAUCAAUGAUCAUGUGAAGAAUUAUGAUGAGAACAACACCAACGAUUAUAUCAGUAGUUAUAUUAAAGAAAUGAAACGAGUUGAAAAAGCUGAUGAAGAAUCCAAUAUAAAUAAGGAUAACUUAAUUAAAGCUAUCGGAGAUCUUUUUGCGGGUGGUACAGAGACAACAUCAACAACUAUUUUAUGGACGAUUCUCUACUUCCUGCAUCAUCCAGACAAACAAACAAGAUGUUACAAAGAGAUUCAAGAUAUUGUUGGUUCAGGUCGUCUACCAUCUAUCAAAGACAGACCAUCUAUGCCAUAUACCCAAGCUCUUCUGCAGGAAGUUUUGAGAAUUGCAAAUAUUGCUGUAUUUGGGCUGCCGCACUCUGUUGACGAGGAUAUCAUAUUCCACGGUUAUCAUAUGCCAAAAGGGACUGUAAUCAUUCCCAAUCUUGAUUCAGUUCUUUCAGACGACAAAAUCUGGGGAGAUCCUGAUGUUUUUCGACCCGACAGAUUUCUGGAUGAAAAUGGACAACUAGUAAAAAGGGAAGAAUUUAUCCCCUUUUCUAUGGGAAGAAGAACGUGUCUUGCAGAAUCUUUGGCUAAAAUGGAAUUAUUUUUAUUUAUGACAACUUUGAUACAGAGGUUCGAAUUUAAACCAGUAGAUCCUAAUCACUUACCAACAUUAAAGGGUGUUUUUGGAGUAACGAACGCUCCUGCUAAAUAUGAUGUUCGAGCCAUACCCAGAUAAAUGACGAGAUGACCGAAUCAACUGAAAGUUGUUAGUUGACUAUUGUAGUUAAAUAUUGUAUCUCUCAGUAUUAAAUAUCCAAAAAAACAAUACAAUAAAUUGAACAACUAUUAAUCACUGUCUAAUAUUUUCCGCCACAGGGGCAUCAUCAGG